Messenger RNA from Saccharomyces mikatae IFO 1815, 990 nucleotides. RefSeq names its product organic acid transporter (gene YMC2). Lineage: Eukaryota; Fungi; Ascomycota; Saccharomycetes; Saccharomycetales; Saccharomycetaceae. The record is from RefSeq and is a predicted model, not a curated record. The transcript has a single exon. Gene Ontology annotation, molecular function: L-ornithine transmembrane transporter activity. The coding region runs from base 1 to 990 and encodes 329 amino acids. Gene Ontology annotation, biological process: mitochondrial L-ornithine transmembrane transport.
AUGAGUGAAGAAUUUCCUACGCCGCAACUCCUGGAUGAGUUGGAAGAUUCUCAGAAAGUUACCAAUGUGAACGGGAAGAAAGAGUUAAGUCCUAAUCGUGUAUUGAAGGAUAUUUUUGCUGGUACUGUCGGUGGUAUUGCGCAGGUUCUUGUAGGGCAGCCAUUUGAUACAACAAAAGUUAGACUUCAGACGGCUACUACAAGGACAACAACGUUGGAUGUAUUGCGUAACCUAGUAAAAAACGAAGGGGUAUUUGCAUUUUAUAAGGGUGCAUUAACACCAUUAUUGGGAGUAGGUAUCUGUGUCUCUGUACAAUUUGGUGUGAACGAGGCCAUGAAAAGGUUUUUUCAAAAUUAUAAUGCUUCCAAGAAUCCGCACAUAAGCCCACAAAAUGUUGAUCUUUCACGUUCAAAUACCUUGCCACUGUCUCAGUACUACGUUUGUGGGUUGACGGGUGGAGUAGUGAAUUCGUUCUUGGCAUCGCCCAUUGAACAAAUAAGAAUUCGUUUACAAACACAAACGUCGAAUGGUGGAGACAGAGAAUUCAAAGGACCAUGGGACUGUAUUAAGAAGUUGAAGGCUCAGGGAGGCCUGAUGAGAGGUUUAUUUCCCACAAUGAUAAGAGCAGGACAUGGUCUUGGUACAUAUUUUCUUGUGUACGAAGCAUUAGUGGCCAAAGAAAUCGGUACGGGUUUAACAAGAAACGAAAUUCCACCUUGGAAAUUAUGCCUGUUCGGUGCAUUUUCCGGAACAAUGCUAUGGUUGACGGUCUACCCAUUAGAUGUCGUGAAAUCCAUUAUACAAAACGAUGACUUACGAACACCUAAAUAUAAGAAUUCUAUUUCUUAUGUAGCAAAGACAAUUUAUGCCAAGGAAGGUAUCAGAGCUUUUUUCAAAGGGUUUGGUCCAACAAUGGUUAGGUCCGCGCCCGUUAAUGGUGCCACGUUCCUGACGUUUGAAUUAGUCAUGAGAUUUCUGGGGGAAGAGUAG